GAUAAACGAGGCUUUAGACUGACCCCAAGCACUUUGAAUCCUUCGGGGGGCAAAACGAAAGACUCCGAGUGAAGCAAACGCGGGCACAGGAAAAUCCUAGCACACAGAGUGGAAAGCAAUCGGAAGCUUCAAAAGGAUGGCGCUUUCUGGGGACUUGAGGAUCUCUGCAACACUGGGCUCCUACCCUAUGUCCCUUCGAAGCUUUUUGCGUCCUUCAAAGGUAGAGUUCUCUGGUUUCCUGAAUGGAGGAUCAAGCAUGGCUGAAGUCAUACCCAAAUGGCCUAGCAUGUCACUUUAUAACUGCAAUAUGCGUGGUCGUCCCAAGCACAUUUCUGGUGUCACUGGAGAGAGUAAGUUGUCUCUGAAAUCCAUCAGUCAAGAAUCUGAGAGCUUCCUCCUUGAUGCCAUUAACCUGAGCUUUUUCGAACGUUUAAACUUGGCUUGGAAGAUAAUGUUCCCAUCACCAGCAUCUAGAAACAGCUCUAAUGCUAGGAUUGCCAAGCAGCGCUUGAAGAUGAUUCUCUUCUCUGACCGAUGUGAAGUGAGUGAUGAGGCAAAAAGGAAGAUUGUCAACAAUAUUGUGCGGGCUUUAUCAGAUUUCGUGGAGAUAGAAUCGCAGGAUAAAGUUAAUCUGAGUGUCUCUGCCGAUUCAGACCUUGGAACCAUUUAUUCCGUCACCGUACCUGUACGGCGGGUGAAACCCGAGUAUCAAGAUCUGGAUGAGGCUGGAGCAAUAACAAAUAUCGAGUACAAGGAUACCGGAGAGAGUUCAGGUUCUGUUGAUGUUAGAUUUGAUUUCUUCAUUCCAGAUUAAAAGGUCCCAUUUGGAUGCGUAGCCACCGGCCAGCGAGCCAACUUUAAAAUUUGUAAAUAUAUCCGAUGUACUUAAAGAGAUUGAAAGUUUUGCUGCUUUUCAAUUUGUACUUUGUAGUUAAUUUGAUGUUUUGGCUUGA
Messenger RNA from Juglans microcarpa x Juglans regia, 953 nucleotides. Its product is annotated as cell division topological specificity factor homolog, chloroplastic. Gene Ontology annotation, biological process: regulation of division septum assembly; cell division; chloroplast fission. The record is from RefSeq and is a predicted model, not a curated record. Lineage: Eukaryota; Viridiplantae; Streptophyta; Magnoliopsida; Fagales; Juglandaceae.